GGGUAGCGUUAGCAUGUGUUAGCAACCCCUAUACGCAUGUAAAUAUAACGCCGGUACACGGUAAAUAUUCGCCAGUAUUCCCGUAAUUUACAAUACAAGUCCGUAUUAUCGAAAGCAACUUUACAUUUGUUUUAAUUAGACUUACCUUUUGUCGCACACAAACCUUUAAAUAACUACUUUUUUUUACAAGUCCUAUCUUACUGUAGUCGAUGGUAGGUCCAGGAUUUGUUGUGUUCCCGAGUUUUUAGUGUAGUACUUGGUGUAACUCCCGAGUCUUGGCUUGUGAUAUCAAAUACCGGGACCCCGCCAGCUAAUACCCCAGCUGGAUGUUGGUACCCUGCACAGGACAUCCCAGCCCCAUCUAAUGCGAGUCUGAAGCCAUGUCCAAGCAAACAGGAGUGAAGCCCUCCCUGCGCUUCGGCCAGGUGGUUAUUGGACCCCCGGGUUCAGGGAAAACCACCUACUGCCAAGGGAUGCAAGAGUUUCUAACUCACCUGGGGCGCAAGGUGGUUGUUGUGAACAUGGACCCUGCCAAUGAAGGGAUACCGUAUUCCUGUGCGGUAGAUAUCUCAGAGCUGGUGACUCUAGCCGAUGUCAUGGAAGGCUUAAAACUGGGGCCCAAUGGUGGGCUUCUCUACUGCAUGGAGUACGUGGAAGCAAAUCUGGACUGGUUGGAGGAGAAGCUGAAACAGUACAGGGACUACUACUUCUUGUUUGACUGUCCUGGACAAGUGGAGCUCUACACCCACCAGAAUUCAGUGAAGAAUAUCUUCUCACAGCUGGCCAAGUGGAAUUUCAGGCUCACAGCAGUGCACCUGGUGGACUCUCAUUACUGUGCUGAUCCAGCCAAGUUCAUUUCUGUACUGUGCACCUCUCUGUCUACAAUGCUGCAUGUGGAGCUUCCCCAUGUGAACAUACUGUCCAAGAUGGACUUAAUUGAGCAGUAUGGCAAGUUGGCCUUCAAUCUUGACUUCUACACAGAGGUCAUGGACCUGACCUAUCUUCUCGAUCAUUUGGCUGCAGACCCCUUCUUUAAAAAAUUCCACCACCUAAAUGAAAAGUUGGCAGAGGUCGUACAAGAUUACAGCCUUGUCUCCUUUGUGCCUCUCAAUGUGCAGGACAAAGAGAGCAUGAUUCAGGUCUUACGAGCAGUGGACAAGGCCAAUGGCUACUGCUUUGGAGACCUGGAGGAGAGGAAUCUGCAGGCCAUGAUGUCAGCUGCUGUGGGGGCAGAUUUUCAGUUCAGCUCUACUCUCAGGGUUCAAGAGAGGUAUGUUGAAACCAGUGGAAAGACUGUGGAAGAGGAAAUGAUGGAGCUGUAAAUGGAAAAGCUCAAAUAAUAGGACGAAAGCGGCCGCCUCUUCAGCACCAGUAUACCAAGGGAGUCCUGGCAACAUCUAUCUCACUUGGCCUGAAUUCUUCUUAGCCUCGCUACGAAAGCGUUGGACACACAGGAACCAAAUGUGGGUGCUGUAGGUGCUGAAAGGUUGCACCACACCUCAUGAAAAUCACAACGAGGAAGACAAAAAGGAAGCAAAUGUGUGGGCUGUAAUCAUAUUUUUGUACUGCUGUCAGCAAAAAAAAUUUCUAAGAAACAUUUUCUCCAAAUCUAUCAGAAAUAAUA
This is a messenger RNA of Archocentrus centrarchus (flier cichlid), 1624 nucleotides long. It is a transcript of the gene gpn2, whose product is annotated as GPN-loop GTPase 2. The transcript is spliced from 5 exons. NCBI's taxonomy places the organism in Eukaryota, Metazoa, Chordata, Actinopteri, Cichliformes, Cichlidae. The coding region runs from base 381 to 1322 and encodes 313 amino acids. Gene Ontology annotation, molecular function: GTPase activity. The record is from RefSeq and is a predicted model, not a curated record. Gene Ontology annotation, cellular component: cytoplasm.